This is a messenger RNA of Odocoileus virginianus texanus, 1214 nucleotides long. NCBI's taxonomy places the organism in Eukaryota, Metazoa, Chordata, Mammalia, Artiodactyla, Cervidae. The record is from RefSeq and is a predicted model, not a curated record.
CCCGCCCCGCGGCGGAGAGGUCACGGCGUGAGGCCGCCGCCGUGAUCAACGCGAGGUCGGAGUGCAGGGCUGCAUCAUGGCCUACUGCCGGCAGGAAGGGAAGGAUCGAAUUAUAUUUGUGACCAAAGAAGACCACGAGACUCCAAGCAACGCAGAGUUGGUGGCUGACGACCCCAAUGAUCCGUACGAGGAGCAUGGACUGAUCCUGCCAAACGGAGACAUCAACUGGAACUGCCCAUGCCUUGGGGGGAUGGCCAGCGGCCCGUGCGGGGAACAGUUCAAGGCAGCCUUUUCCUGCUUCCACUACAGCAAGGAGGAUGUCAAGGGGUCGGACUGUGUGGACCAGUUCCGGGCCAUGCAGGAGUGCAUGCAGAAGUACCCAGACCUCUACCCCCAGGAGGAGGAGGAGGAGGAGGAGGAGAAGCCAGCAGAUCCCUUGCGGGGAGCAGCUGCCUCCGAGGCCAGUGCAGCCAGAGAGGCGGCGGCAUCGAGCUAAUGGUGGCCGGGGCACUGGCUCCGGCGCCUUCAGAGCCCAGACGAGCGUCUCCAGGAAAGUGUCUCUUCCCUCCGUUCUGUGCACUGUAAUGUACAAAUAAGUUAUUGUGCUGAUUGGGGUCUUGGCCCCUUGCCGUAUAUACACUGAAAAACGGGGUUGUGUGUAUGUGUGUCUCACACGAACCUGUUGGUGAAUGUCGCUGCCACUCUUGAGUCCUCAGAUUGUCCUGAAUUUUGCCACUUGGAAAUAACGUGCUGAGUCAUCUCAGCAACCAGAAAUCACUAUCUGGGAGUGACUUUUGUGAGUGAGCUGAUUUGUUUUGAUUCUUUGUGUUCCUUUUAGUAGAUUUUAUACCCAGUUGGAAAGUGAAAUAGAAACAAAACGUUUUCCCUUACAAAUGCUGGAGUGGGGCCAUUCCUUGUAGCAGAGGUGAGACGAUCAGCCCUCGGGUAUUUGAGGAGGCAGUAGGCUUCGUUUCUGGUUCCUUCUGGUUUCCAGUUUUGCCUUGAGCUCCAGGUUUUCUGCGGUUAGAAAGCAGAGCUUUGGACUCUGAGUGAAUCCCUUCGUAAGUGAAAAGCUCUGCUCUGGGACUGCGGUCACACUGGUUCUGUCUCAGCUUGUUCAGAUGCAGUGCUCCUAAGAGGUGGGGACCUAAUCAUUACCAGACUGCGAGGCAAGAGAGGAAACGGUGUCCAUUAAAAGGAAAACAUGGUUUUUA